GACGGGACAACCCUGGAAUACCAAUUGUUACGCCCACCAUCUAUAUGGCGCCCAUCGAUCGCCGCGGGCAUCGACAGCAGCGCGUGCGCGGCGCUGGGCCGUCUUCUGUACAGGCCUCUUUCGGCUUCAAUUUUGGCGCGCUCGGAGCUCCACCUGCAAAGCAAUCUUCCCUUCCCCCCAAACCAGCGGCGCGUCGAACACCAGCCCAGAGUACACCGCGCGGCGCGAAUGGAUCCGCUCAGCGGCACCGAAGCGCGUCGGCUCAGCGGAGUGGUAGCUCGAAGCGAAAGAGCACGCCCAAAGACCUCACCGUGACGCCGUCCUUAGGCAAGAGGAAGCGGGGCUCGACACACGCGCAACCAGGCCCAGACGACGAAGAGGAGGACGAGCUCAGCCCGGAGCGGGAAGAAAAUGUACGCUCGAUUGAGAAGAGCAGGAGGGUUGUGGGUACGGUCUCGCCCAUACGGGAAGAACUUGACGAUGUGCCGGAUGAACUAUCAAUCCUGGAUGAGGGCGGAAGUGCUGCGCGCAAGUCGGUUUUGAACAGGACUAUGGUUAUGAAUGCCACGCCUGUGUCAGUCCUGGCGAAAAAGCGGGCUUCUUCUAGUGGUGGGCGACACAAGACGCCCAAUACAGACACGGCUAGGAGCCUGUCUGUUACUUCACGGCAAUCGAUCUCGCGAAGAUCAAAAUCCACAGACCCUGGACCUGAGACACCUAGUGUGCUUCCAAACGGCCGACCGAGUAUUGUGUUAGCCUCCCGUUCUGGGCCCGAGUUCAACACACCAGGCGCUGCCCAGGAAGAGGAGAGUGAAGACGAGCUAUCACCACAGAUAAGUGAAGUCAUUCCACGUGUUGUCGCAAAGGAGCCACGAUCACAAUCCAACACACGAGAUGACAAUGAGAUGGAGGUGGAUGAGUUGUCUUCGCCGAUACCACAUGCGCUAAUCCACGAGACAUCGGGUGCACAAAAUGUAGAAAAGGGGCAAAGUCCGAGCAAGGAACCAGGGCCAGCUACUGUACACUCACCGGCUAAGACCAUUAGGCCACAAUCGGUAGGGGGUAGUGAAGAAGACGAACCUGUCACAAGUGCCCCAACUGUUACGUCUACUCAACGCGGAAGCCCGCAGAAACCUGGCAAUCAGGCAACACCAGCAACACGUAAACCUAGAAAGAUAAGGAAACCGGAUACACCGGUGGAAGAAAAAGUGGACGAAGAAUUAGAGGAGCUCUUCCCCGAGACUGAACGAGUGCACCGCCCUGGGAAAGAUGCUAGACACGAGAAGGAAGUUGUAGAAGUCUCUGAAGUCUCUGAUGUUGAAAGGGAGUCGGAUGAAUACGAGGAGCCAGAGCCCGAAGAGGGGCUAAAUCCCACCCCUCGACCUAUUGCGAGAUAUCCGUCACCCAAGCAUGUACAGCGUGUCAAACCUUCCUCCGAAAAGCCAUCACGUAAGCGCCAGAAGUUCUCCGGACCUAGACAAGCCAUUUCAGUCAUGCGUAUCAAAGGGUCAACAGUACGUGGUAUCACAGUGGCCGACACAACACGUACGAUUCUGGAAGAGACUAUCGACCAUCGUCUCAACCGCAUUGCCGAGAAAAUACAAACGUCGUCAGAUGUGGCACAGAGAAAAGCCUUGCGCAGCGAGAUCAAUCUGUCACUCUCGUUCAAAGAAAGCCUGAAUGAGAAGCUGCUCGACCUACAGGACGCUAAUGAUGUCCUAAGCAUAAACUUGAAGAAAAUGAAGCUUUUCAAACGCGAUAACGCCGAGCUAAGGAAGGACAUCCUCGCCCUCCAGAACAAUAGACAGGAGGUUGCAUUAGAGCACGACGACGUCCAAGCGGAGUUUGAAGCUGAGAAGGCGAUAGUUGAAACGAGAAAUACGCUGAGCGCCAACAUGUUUGAUAUUGAAGCUGCGAUUCAAAAUGGCCGCGAGAGUGCACGCAAAGAGGGCAGAGAGGACGAAGGUCCGGAAAUUCCACUAAGCAUGUUACUUGAGACGGUGGGGGGAGAUGUUGGAUCAUUCGGUGGUGGUUUAUUAAGCAACGUCAAGGGGUUCAAUGGCCUUUUGGAGCGAGCUGCUGGAUGGUUAGAAGGCAGGGCUUGAAUCGUUUUCUUGUCGACGCGGUCAUUUGGUUAAGACCACUUUGGUUUUAGGUUGCAUUUCGUUCAUGGGAUACCCGGCAAUAUUGCCAAUGGAAGGAUGGAGUUUAUUGCACUUCUAACUCUAAUUUGAUCUCAGCACUGGAAUUGUAGUCCAUAUCGUCUAUGCCCCAUCACCAGUACCAGUCUGGCUGGAGAAGUGCACUAUUUCGGAGGGUUAAUUGAGGCUGACUCAGC
Molecule: messenger RNA, 2338 nt
Organism: Cucurbitaria berberidis CBS 394.84
Lineage: Eukaryota; Fungi; Ascomycota; Dothideomycetes; Pleosporales; Cucurbitariaceae
Exons: 3
Coding region: 45-2105 (686 amino acids)
Source: RefSeq, a predicted model, not a curated record